This is a messenger RNA of Pseudomyrmex gracilis, 5851 nucleotides long. It is a transcript of the gene Trpm, whose product is annotated as transient receptor potential cation channel trpm. Gene Ontology annotation, biological process: protein tetramerization; monoatomic cation transmembrane transport. Gene Ontology annotation, molecular function: monoatomic cation channel activity. Bases 485 to 5689 code for a protein of 1734 amino acids. The transcript has 21 exons. Lineage: Eukaryota; Metazoa; Arthropoda; Insecta; Hymenoptera; Formicidae. The record is from RefSeq and is a predicted model, not a curated record. Gene Ontology annotation, cellular component: membrane.
CUCGUGCCAGACGCGUCGCGAUAAUCGCGCACUCCUCUUCUUCCCGCAGUUCGUCGUGAACUCGCGCGUGCGGAGGGGUGUUCCGGGUUUUCUCGUAUGCUUGUGUGGGACAUUCUCGGGUUCCUCGGACAGCUGUCGAAGGUUGUUGUUCGCGUCCGUGGUGUGCAAAGAGGAAAAUCACGCGUCGUCGUAUCCCAACAAUCGCCCAAGAUAGAGUAACGUGUAAAAUGCGUGCGAUGAAUGCAAUCACUUGACAAGUUGCAACGUUUUGAUUCUUGAUGCGCUGGCACAAUAUUUUGUCGUAAACAACCGUAACCGGAAUAAUAUACAAAACUUACGGUGUAAUCUUUUAAAUUGCGAGAGUGUGACAGAGUCGCUGCUGUUCGAGCCGAAUGGUUUAGCGCACUUUGCAAUUAUCAUUCGCAAACAAAAAUGAUCGUCAAGAACAAAUCCUGUCGAUUGCACACUGUUUAAGUUAAAGUGAAUGCAAGCUUCAUCUCACAGCACAAUGGCAAUUGGAAAUGUUAUCUGUGGUACAAAUGCCCCAAAAGUGAAGAAAAAGAAAGUUAAGACAACUGAACGCAGUUGGAUAGAGGCGACAUUUCAAAAGAGAGAAUGUACAAAGUUUAUUCCAAGUGCAGAGGAUGAUCGUAGGCUUGUUCAAGUACAGGGAGAUACAAAUGCAGAGUAUGAUGUGAUCACUUCUUCCAGAUGUUGCUGUGGCAAUUCAUACACCCAUCAUUGUGGAACCGGGGCGGAUGUUCAGAGUUAUACUGACAUUAAAGAGAAAGAGAAGGAUCGCGAGCAAUGGUCUCCUGGAAAGAAUACUCGUCCCUUUCCCACUGAUGCAUACGGUACCAUAGAAUUUCAGGGUGGUCCGCAUCCUACAAAAGCACAAUAUGUAAGAUUGGCUCAUGAUACGCGGCCAGAGCCGAUUGUACAACUCUUAUGUCGAGAGUGGAACUUAGGUCUGCCCAAAUUAUUGAUCACGGUCCAUGGUGGUCGAUCAAACUUUGAACUUCAGCCUAGUCUGAAGAAGAUUUUACGGAAGGGCUUAUUGAAAGCUGCUAAAACAACAGGAGCAUGGAUAUUCACAGGAGGAACAAACACGGGUGUUACACGACAAGUCGGUGACGCGUUGUUGUUGGAACGUUCUCAGCGACAGGGCCGCGUAGUGAGCAUUGGUAUAGCACCUUGGGGAAUUUUAGACAAAAGCCAUGAGCUAAUUGGUCGCGGUGGCGAAGUAUCGUACGAUUGCGUUUCUUCGCCAUGGACCAAGUACACAGUAUUAAAUAAUCGACACGCUUACUUUUUACUAGUAGACAAUGGUACUGGCGGUCGAUACGGCGCAGAAAUUGUUCUUCGUAGAAGAUUAGAGAAAUAUAUCUCAAAUCUAAAGUUACAACCAUAUACUCACAGCAGCAUACCUGUAGUUGCUUUAGUCAUUGAAGGAGGAACAAAUACUAUCCGCGCGGUUUUAGAAUACGUGACAGAUGAUCCUCCUGUGCCUGUGGUAGUUUGCGAUGGCUCGGGACGUGCGGCCGAUCUAAUUGCUUUUAUGCACAAAUGGAGAGAUGGUCAGACCGGUGACGGAGAAGGGCCGCUCGAGGGAGUCAAGGAACAAGUUAUAGAAACGAUUAAACGCACGUUUCAAGUUUCCGUUGAACAGGCUAACCAACUCUGUUCAGAACUAUUGCAAUGUACACGAAAGAAACAUUUGAUCACAGUGUUUAGGAUAUCGCAGGACAGGCCGCAAGAGCUCGAUCAAACUAUACUGACAGCUUUGUUUAAAUCAAAACAAUUAUCCCCAGCUGAACAGUUGUCUCUUUCUUUAAUAUGGAACCGGGUAGACAUCGCCCGAAGUGAGAUUUUUGUGUACGGUCAAAAAUGGCCGUCUGGUGCUCUGGAUCAAGCCAUGAUGCAAGCGCUUCAGCAUGAUAGAAUAGACUUUGUGAAACUCCUGUUAGAAAACGGUGUUUCCAUGCGGAAAUUUUUAUCAAUACCUCGUCUCGAAGAGUUGUACAAUACGAAAGAAGGACCGUCGAACACAUUAGGUUACAUUUUGCGCGACGUACGGCCAAAUAUUCCGCGAGGUUACAUGUACACGCUGCACGACAUCGGUCUCGUAAUUAACAAACUGAUGGGCGGCGCUUAUCGCGCACAAUAUACGCGUAGACGAUUUCGCGUCAUCUAUACGAAAGUGAUGAAGAGAUCCGGUGGUGCUCAUCAACAGCACAUGCACCGGAACAGUUGCGUUCCGACUUGCAAUACGCGCUAUUACGCGGGUUCGGGCAGCAAGUCUGACAGCUUGACCAUGAGCCUGCUCGCCGAGACACUACCAGCUAAUCGCGAUACACCUCUCUUUGAUUACCCGUUCAAUGAGCUGUUGAUUUGGGCUGUGUUAACAAAACGUCAGCAAAUGGCUCUUCUGAUGUGGCAGCAUGGAGAAGAGGCGCUGGCCAAGGCGCUGGUCGCGCUAAAAUUGUACAAAGCGAUGGCGCACGAGGCGGCCGAGGAUGAUUUGGAAACUGAGGUUUAUGACGAGUUGCGUGGAUACGGCAAGGAAUUUGAAAACAUAGCACUUGAAUUAUUGGAUUAUUGUUACCGACAAGAUGACGAUCAGACACAGCAAUUGUUAACUUCGGAACUGCAGAAUUGGUCGGGGCAAACGUGCUUGUCUCUCGCGGUUACGGCGAAUCAUCGACCGUUAUUGGCACAUCCUUGUAGUCAAAUUAUUCUGGCCGACUUAUGGAUGGGAGGUCUUCGUACACGAAAAAAUACUAAUUUAAAGGUGAUCUUGGGAUUGUUUUUUCCUGUAUACAUAACGCGAUUGGAGUUUAAAAGUAGAGAAGAAUUGCAAUUGAUGCCACAGACGCAAGAAGAACAUUUGAUAUCUCUGGAAGACGAGAAAGAAGACAGCGAUUCCGAACACAGUACACCAGCUGGACCGGAUGUUGAGAAACGUCUGCGCAGGAGCCUGAGCAUACGCAACAAAUCCACCAGUCAACAGGGCGUUAAGGCUUUAAUCAGCAACGAGCAUAGUACAACAAUAAUCAAGGAGACGAUUGUCCAAGAAAACGGUAAAGUACUUACGGACAAUGACGAUGGUGUGCAUCGCGUUUACGAUCGUCUUCGACCUGAAUAUUACGAUAACAAAACAACCAGGCCGUUAAGAUUGAGAAAGAAACUGUACGAGUUUUACACCGCUCCGAUAACAAAAUUUUGGGCGAACGCCAUAGCGUAUAUUAUCUUCUUAAUUUUUUUCUCGUAUUGCAUUCUGGUGCGUAUGACCGAGCAACCAUCUUUGGCGGAAAUGUACGCGAUCGCGUAUAUUUGCACGCUCGGAUGCGAAAAGAUACGCGAGAUAGUUAUCGCGGAACCGGCAACGCUCUCGCACAAAUUUAGCGUGUGGGCGUGGAAUAUGUGGAAUCCGUGCGACGCAGCCGCUGUCAUAUUCUUCCAAAUUGGUCUAGCUUUGCGUCUGCGAAAGUCGACCAAAGACAUUGGUCACGUCAUGUACUGCGUCAAUUGCAUGUACUGGUAUCUACGAUUGCUUAACAUCCUCGGUGUCAACAAAUAUUUUGGUCCUCUUGUAACUAUGAUGGGAAAAAUGGUUAAGAACAUGGUAUAUUUUGUGGUGCUUUUAUUGGUUGUGCUCAUGAGUUUCGGUGUGGCCAGACAGGCUCUGUUGGUACGAAAUUCUGAUCCAAAGUGGCGCAUAUUACGAGAUGUGUUUAUGGAGCCGUAUUUCAUGCUCUACGGAGAAGUGUACGCAGAUAACAUAGAUCCUGAUUGCGGAGACGAUCCGGGAAUGAUAUCGUGUCUUCCGGGCCGUUGGAUCACGCCUGCUGCAAUGUCCGUGUAUCUUUUAAUUGCCAAUAUUUUGCUGAUAAAUCUGUUAAUUGCGGUAUUUAACAAUAUUUUCAAUGAGGUGAAUGCUAUAGCUCAUCAAGUCUGGAUGUUUCAACGGUUUACCGUCGUUAUGGAAUACGAGCAGAAACCAGUUUUACCGCCGCCGCUUAUAGCAAUUUGUCACGUAUAUUUACUGCUGAGAUAUUUUCUGAGACACAUUACUCAAGGUAGAAGCGGCACCGGCGAGACCUGCGAUAACGGACUUAAAUUGUUCCUCGAAGCCGACGAUAUGGAACGGCUUUAUGACUUUGAAGAGGAUUGCGUCGAGGGUUACUUUCGUGAACAGGAGCUCAAGUUGCAAAUGUCUACGGAAGAACGUGUGAAAAUUACGACGGAACGCGUAGACAAUAUGCAUCAGAAAAUCGAGGAUAUCGAUAAAAAAGAGAGCACUCAGAACGCAUCUCUUCAGGCAGUGGAAUUUCGUAUUCGCAAACUAGAGGAGCUGAGCCAACAGACUUUGUCGCAUCUUGGAGUGAUACAUCGUUUUAUGGCAACGUAUAUGCCGAACGAGGGCUUAGCCGGUUUAGAGACAUUCGACAGUGUUCGGCAACGUCGAGUGUCCGAGCGAUCGGAAGUUUUUUCCGAAGCCGAUUCUCACUCGCAACUGCCAACAAUCGCGCGGCGCAAGCGGCUUCUUCGUUCUUAUACCGACGCCGCUUUUCUGAGUGUUGGCCAGCCGAUGGAGGACGACGUUCUCAAACUGUCCGAGACGGUGACUUCGCGCGAGAAUCUCAGCAGACAUGAUUCUUCCGUAAGCGUGGACGCUCAUGUUGUUCAGGACGAUCUAAAAACGACUACGAGCAUAGAAACGGAAGGUAGCAAGGACGUUCUUGAGAACGAGGCGGACGGCAAAAAGGAUACACUAUCCGAACGUGAUUUGAGCCGUGAACCUAGUAGAGAAGUGACGAGCAGAGAGACGAGCAGGGAAAUCAGCAUUGAAGCCACCAGCAGGGAAGCAAGCAAGGAGCAGAGCAGAGAAGUUAGCCGAGAAACAAGCAGGGAGCCCAGCAAAGAAGCCAGCAGUGAGAAUCCGCCCUCGGACACCAGACAGGACUCGACGGAACGCACGUUCAGACAAGAUUCCACGGAACAACGUGCGAUCCGACAAGAUUCCGCCGAGACGCGUAGUACGUUCAGACAGAACAGCAGAACCCGAUCGGAAUCGGACGACUUCAUGCUGAUUCAGGCUCCGCCCGGUAUUCAGAGAGGCGUUACUUGGGCAGAGCCUCGCGUGGCUGUUAUCCCGUCGUCCGUCACGUCGGCCGGUAGCGCGCAACGAUCGAUUCUGAUGACGAUGCGCGCCGAGUACACCAGCAUCACAGACGAACUCGAAAGUUACUGCGGUCUCUUGAGCCCGCCGCGAACGCCACCGAUUUCGCCGCCACCGCGUGCGCGCAACAUGUCCGAUCCCGAAAUGGCGUGGCAGAUCGAGAACGAGCAUCUGCGCGACGCGGAAGAGUGCGACUAUCAGCAGAUGGAAGAUUUGAUCCAGCGACGUUACCACGAUGACGGUGACGACGACGACAGACCGUCGUCGGGCACGCACGCGGACGAGGCUGGUGGCGUCGCGUGCUUCUUCAGUAUGACCGAGCAUCGUCAGCUGCGCCGCGCUUCCGCGAUCGACGAGGACUCUCGUAGGCCGCCGCCGACGAUCAGCGUAACUCGCGAAAUCGAGCAAACGCUUGCAAGGCCGCCGAUACGCGACUCGGAAGCAACUGAUUCGAGUGAGAAAAAUCUAACUACUGUACCUGCGCCCGCUUCCGAAACUAUGUGUUGAAUGAAAAGAAACAAUGAAAUUAUGUAUAUUGCUCGUGCGGAGUUUUUUUUCAAAAUCAAAUUUUGACUCGUAAAAUGAUUUACGUGGCUUUUUGAUCAAUUUUUUUAUUAUUGGGUACUUUUGUAUUAAAUUUUGUUUUUAAAUCGAUUGUUUUGUUAUCAA